UGUCUUUGGUAUCCGAUAUAACUUGGAAUUGUUGAUUUCAUCUGAAAAUUUAAUAGCAUCUGUCGGCUGCUGGAGAUUUCAAGUAAAUGAUUGGUUUUCUCCCUGAUAUGGAAACAGAAUGUCUUCGAAAAAGUUACCAGUCUUCAACAAUUUGAAAGCUUGGUUCUCCUCCAGUAUUCCUCGAAAGAUGAGAGACUUGUGGAAAAAACAAGGAGGGAAGGAGGUUUCUUCUGUGAAAGAUGCCCAGUUCAUCUUUUCAAGUGAUGCAUCCUGCACUGACACUGUUGAGAUUUACGAGAGCGAGGAGUUCCUUCACGGUUUUCUAACCAUCUUCCAUUCAAGCUAUAUCGAUGCUUGUCUCAAGGAGAAGACCGCCCAUGAGGUAGCCGCAGCUCAGUAUAUUCUGCUCCCUCCAGAUAUGGCAGAUGAUAUCCAGCAGUUGGCUUUUGUUAGUAGGCCUCCCAACCAAGAGAUGGCAGAGACCACCUCGAAGAAGAAACAAGACCAAAGUAGAUCCAAUAAACCAAGUAAAGCAAAUGAAAACACAAACACCAACCACCAUCAAGAAAGGUUAUCAUCUGAACCUUCAACAUCUAAUCAAAGAGAACCUCGGAACAGAGAACCUCCAACAUUUGCUCAUGCAGCUGAUAUUGCCUUCAAGAUUGAUGAUCUGUCCAGCAUCCCGUACGCCAAGUCCUUGCCAAGGUUUGUAGGUGAUAUCAAAGAUUUUAUCCCUGGAGUCAACGGAUGCUCAUUGUCUCUGAAGGCAUCAUGAUAACCAAUGCUUUCAUACGCCAAUUAUUUACAUUUUUAUGUUUCUAAAAGUAACUACCGGUAGCUACAAAAGACUUCAAUAUUGAAAUGGUAGCUUUAUGUAUUAUGUUUUGAGAUUAUCUUCUGAGCAGUAUUGUCUCAGUUCAUUCCAUGUCAUUUUGCUCGUUAUUCUUGCCUUGGGCUCAGGAAUUGCCUAGUACAUAGACUUUUCAUAGAUUCACAUACAUGUAUUAUGUCUUACUCUUAAAUGUGUAUUUUCAUUGAUUUUGUUAUGCAAGUAUUAUGACUGUAUUAUGUAUAUAUUGUUGUGACAUUUGGCUUUAGUGACAGAAUGAAUUACUCAUAUUUUGGAAAUGUUCUGGAGUGACAAAUUAAGGAAAAGUCUACCCCAACACAAAGUUGAUUUGAAUAAAAAGAAAAAAUCCAAGUUAUGA
This is a messenger RNA of Lytechinus variegatus (green sea urchin), 1208 nucleotides long. RefSeq names its product telomere repeats-binding bouquet formation protein 2-like. The transcript has 7 exons. The coding region runs from base 119 to 775 and encodes 218 amino acids. Lineage: Eukaryota; Metazoa; Echinodermata; Echinoidea; Temnopleuroida; Toxopneustidae. Gene Ontology annotation, biological process: homologous chromosome pairing at meiosis; meiotic attachment of telomere to nuclear envelope. Gene Ontology annotation, cellular component: nuclear inner membrane. The record is from RefSeq and is a predicted model, not a curated record.